Fusarium verticillioides 7600 is the source of this 1335-nucleotide messenger RNA. RefSeq lists its product as hypothetical. The record is from RefSeq and is a predicted model, not a curated record. The coding region runs from base 1 to 1335 and encodes 444 amino acids. Lineage: Eukaryota; Fungi; Ascomycota; Sordariomycetes; Hypocreales; Nectriaceae. The transcript has 2 exons.
AUGCUUCGUGCGCCCUACUUUUCAAGAGUCUGGAUCAUACAAGAAGUCGCAGUCGCUUCUGAUUUGGCGCUGCUUUGGGGAGACAUCACCAUCUCCAAACGCGAGUUCAGAAACUUCAGAUUAGCCGCUCUCUACUACUACAAACUCUCCGACGUAGACGUUGAAAAGGGCGCACCAGUCGACAGUCUCCUGCAUCUGGUCUCGUCGACAUCGUCUACCAACGCGACAGACGCACGGGACAAGAUCUUUGCAUUGAUAUGCCUUGCUGGCAAUCGAUCCUACGGCAUUGUGCCAGACUAUAGCAGGAGUGAGACAGAGGUCUUUUCGGAAUUUGCUCGUUCGGUGAUAGUGGCGGAAAACAAUUUGAAUAUUCUCGAUUAUUCGUACAUGGAGGAUCCUGAGGUCCUAGAACGCCGUCCUCUUUGGGCACCGAGAUGGCACUCUGAUGACGAUUCACAUAAGCACUAUUUACUCAACUACCGUUUCACUGCUUCACGAGAUGUACCGAUGGUGUUGGGUCCAUCAAGGAACGAAAGGGUACUGAGCCUGAGAGGCAUCCAGGUCGAUCUAAUCAGAGACACAUGUGAUAGGGAAACCGACAUACACAAAGUUAUUCCCGCUGUCGUCAACAUGAUCGCCCGUAACGUGGAAGUGUUUAACAAAAGAUACGGCUCAGAUAUUAUCCGAACGGUCCUCCUGACAAUGAUGGCCGGCCACGAGAGCUCUGGCCAUAUGAUCAACAGCGUCAUGACCCGUCUCACCAACGACGGGUAUAUCAAUAAUUUCAUAUCCUUUGCUCUUCAAUUCACGAUCCAAGCUCACGUCUCCCAAGACGGCAGAGAACCCGAGCAGAGGAGAUACCUCGAGCUCGUGAGGUUCGCCGCAACAGCUAUUUACCUACCAGCAGAGCCAUGCUGGACGUCACCCGAGGAUUUCGAAUUCUUGGAAAGAAUGCUCAAAACUCUUUAUCCCCAUGAUCCCUCAGUCGUAGCGGCUGAUUUGGAUAUGCUCAGCAGGAUCUACUAUGAUUUUGUCAUGGGGCCGCAGCGGUUUGAAGAGUUGAUUCAGGCUUCUCUUGACAGCAAGAUAUUUUUUACAGGCACGGGUUAUGUUGGUUUUGGACCGCGUUGUAUGAGGCCUGGAGAUAUAGUCUGUGUUCUGUUUGGAGGCAGGACACCAUAUGUCCUGAGACCAACAGCGGUUGCAGAUGAGUAUUUAUUUCUUGGGGCAGCUUACGUACAUGAGCUCAUGGAUGGCGAGGCUAUUGAUGCUUGGGAGAAAGGCAAGCGGACUGAAAGCCAAGAGGUGCAGGAGAAGCUUUUCAAACUUUUGUAA